AUAACUGUCCCUCCACACUCGAGCCCUCGCAGGGAAGUUGCACUGUCGGUUACUCGGCAACUCCUAUUCAGUUAAUUUUCUUUCCAUUUUAGUCCUUACCAGCAAACUACCUCCCCAGCGAAAAUGCGUGAAAUUCUACACAUUCAGGGAGGGCAAUGCGGGAAUCAGAUCGGAUCCAAGUUCUGGGAGGUGGUGUGCGACGAGCACGGCAUCGACCCCACCGGCCGGUACAACGGCACCUCCGAUCUGCAGCUUGAGAGAGUGAACGUUUACUACAAUGAAGCCAGCUGUGGACGGUAUGUCCCGAGGGCUGUCCUCAUGGAUCUUGAACCAGGCACCAUGGACAGCGUCCGGACCGGUCCCUACGGAAAAAUCUUCCGGCCCGAUAAUUUUAUCUUCGGACAGUCCGGCGCCGGCAACAAUUGGGCGAAAGGGCAUUACACCGAGGGGGCUGAGCUGAUCGACUCAGUUCUUGAUGUUGUGAGGAAGGAAGCAGAGAACUGUGAUUGCUUGCAAGGUUUUCAAGUCUGUCACUCUCUGGGAGGUGGAACUGGGUCUGGAAUGGGGACUCUGCUCAUAUCAAAGAUAAGGGAAGAAUACCCAGAUCGUAUGAUGCUUACGUUCUCAGUCUUCCCGUCGCCGAAGGUGUCCGACACCGUCGUCGAACCCUACAACGCCACACUCUCUGUGCAUCAGCUGGUGGAGAACGCAGAUGAAUGCAUGGUCCUUGACAAUGAAGCGCUCUAUGAUAUCUGUUUCAGGACUCUCAAGCUUAGCACGCCAAGCUUUGGGGACUUGAAUCAUCUCAUCUCGGCGACGAUGAGCGGAGUAACAUGUUGCUUAAGGUUUCCAGGGCAACUGAACUCAGAUCUGAGGAAGCUUGCAGUAAACCUAAUACCGUUCCCUCGACUUCACUUCUUCAUGGUUGGGUUUGCUCCAUUGACGUCCAGGGGGUCACAGCAGUACCGUGCGCUCACUGUUCCUGAAUUAACGCAACAAAUGUGGGAUGCGAAGAACAUGAUGUGCGCUGCGGACCCACGACAUGGCAGGUACCUGACUGCAUGCGCCAUGUUCAGAGGCAGGAUGAGCACCAAGGAAGUGGAUGAACAGAUGAUCAAUGUACAGAACAAGAACUCAUCCUAUUUCGUCGAGUGGAUACCCAACAAUGUCAAGUCUAGCGUCUGCGACAUCCCGCCGAAGGGUCUAACGAUGGCAUCGACAUUCAUCGGCAACUCGACGUCGAUACAGGAGAUGUUCCGGAGAGUCAGCGAGCAGUUCACGGCCAUGUUUCGGAGGAAGGCCUUCUUGCACUGGUACACUGGAGAGGGAAUGGACGAGAUGGAGUUCACUGAAGCUGAAAGCAACAUGAAUGAUCUGGUCUCAGAGUAUCAGCAGUAUCAGGAUGCCACGGCGGAAGAUGAAGGCGAAUACGAAGAAGAGGAGGAAGAAGAAGGAGGAGGGGUGGGUGAAUGAAGGUGCUCGACGAAAUUAUGGUGAUGGUGAUAGAUGUGAUGAUAUGGGUGAAGGAGUAGUGUUGGGUUUGAAUGGGUAAAAACAGAGUGGUUGUAGAGUGCGAUAUUAGCUUAGUUUGAUUGGAAUGUUGUUGUUAGUUGGUGCGUAGACAAAUUAAAGAGCCUUCUAAUCAGAUAGCUGUGGUGGGGUUUGCUUUAGUUGGCAUUUGGUGGAUAUAGAUAUAGCCAGCUACCUACCUUACAUUUUUCAAUUCAUUAUUCCAGGUUGUUCUGAGUGAUUUGUUAAUAUAUAUAUAUAUAUAUAUAUAUAGAAAUCUAGUUAUCUUAAAGAGCUGUGAGAUGAUGAAUUAAUUAAUGGUGAUCCUUUUUUUUUUUUAUAAUAUAGUACAUGGUUUGGCUUCUAGUCGGCCAUGUUACUGAAUUAUUGUUUGUUUUAUAAUUGAUUUGAUCGGUCGUCCUGUUAGGGGAUGUAUUUCUUUUUGUUUUUGAAUGGAAGAAUCGUGUCUUGUGCCGAC
Molecule: messenger RNA, 1987 nt
Organism: Nelumbo nucifera (sacred lotus)
Lineage: Eukaryota; Viridiplantae; Streptophyta; Magnoliopsida; Proteales; Nelumbonaceae
Product: tubulin beta-5 chain-like
Biological process (GO): microtubule-based process
Cellular component (GO): microtubule
Molecular function (GO): GTPase activity; structural constituent of cytoskeleton; GTP binding
Source: RefSeq, a predicted model, not a curated record